AUGAAUAUGAAUGAAGAAUAUGAGCAAGAUACACCUACAAGCAAUGCAGAUAUGAAUGAAAACAAUGAAUACUCUGAGCCUAGGGGUGAACCAGGUCAAAUGAAUGAAUACACCUUGAUGAUGAGAAUAAUGGCAUACAUGGAGAAACAGGACAGAUUGAUGGAAAUACUCAUACAAAAACUAGGUGGAGACUCCGAUUCUUUGUCAAUAUGGAAUCAAAUGAAUAUCUUUGAACAGAGGGAUGAUUUGAUGGAUCAACUGGCUACGCGUGCCACUGCCACUUCUACAACUACUACACCUACCACUGCCAUUGCUCCUAGCCACUCUCCAUUCACUGUGAGAACCACUGCGAGAACCAUUGCAAGAAUAACUGCAAGAACUGUCAUGGAAACCACUGCGAGAACCACUAUGAGAAUCACUACAAGAGUCACUGCAAGAAUCACUCAUCCACACUACUACUACAAGCUGAGACCUCACAACCGCUGA
This is a messenger RNA of Blastomyces dermatitidis ER-3, 486 nucleotides long. RefSeq lists its product as uncharacterized. The record is from RefSeq and is a predicted model, not a curated record. The transcript has a single exon. NCBI's taxonomy places the organism in Eukaryota, Fungi, Ascomycota, Eurotiomycetes, Onygenales, Ajellomycetaceae. The coding region runs from base 1 to 486 and encodes 161 amino acids.